This is a messenger RNA of Umbelopsis ramanniana AG, 1305 nucleotides long. RefSeq lists its product as uncharacterized. Gene Ontology annotation, molecular function: metal ion binding. Lineage: Eukaryota; Fungi; Mucoromycota; Umbelopsidomycetes; Umbelopsidales; Umbelopsidaceae. The transcript has 5 exons. Bases 1 to 1305 code for a protein of 434 amino acids. The record is from RefSeq and is a predicted model, not a curated record.
AUGAGUCAACCAAUAUUUCGAUCUAGAGCAAGAGCUAGCUGGAAUCAAUUGCGUGCAAGCUUUAAUAAAACGCCAUCCUCAUCCUACAUCAGAUUCGACUCUGGUGUGGAGGAAACUGUCAUCUACAAAGUGGAAAAAAUACAAUGGGAGCACAAAAAUAUUCCUUUGUUACAAAACACCAUACGAAAAUUGAUCGUGGAGAAUGAAGACUAUCAAGACGAAGAGUUCGAGUCCGCUUUACAAUUGAUCAGAAGUAGCGGCUCUGGGACUCAAAAAACUUGCAAAAAUGGUAUCGACGAUCUUUUUGAUAAUUCUCGUACGCUGAAAACCUCUCAGCAAAUUUCUAAAAAAGAUGACCAUAAUAUGGUGGAGUUUAUUAUGGCCUUCUAUCUUGCGUUGCAUGUAAACCGUCAAUCCGAGAAGACUGGGAAUACAACGAGACAAAGCCGAUAUAUAUGCCAUAGUCAGGAAGACAACUACUUCAUAUUCCAAUUUGUAUCCAAGAGCUAUCAGUCUCGGUUGUCCAAUGCGGAUCCUACCAGUAGAGCUCUAAUGACUAAGUUUGAAGAUAGUCUGCCGCUCAUAUACAACAGAAACAAUAUUACUAUCAGCAACAUUCGAACACUGCUUGGCAUAGAAGAUGCAUUGACACAGCUGAAUCAGUACAUGGAUUCCCAGUUUCAGUUUUUAAAGGAAUGCUGCGAUAUCCUACAAUCCAGUCUUCUAGACGAGUUUAUGGAAAAGCAGCAUUUGGUGUCUAAAUUGAACGAUACCGAAAAAUACCUCAGAAAUUGUGAAUUCGAGACUCGUCAGGCCAUGGAUAAAAUGUUAGAUCAUUUGAAGAUCGCAGCUGCAGCAUCUUUACCACCAAUUGUUAACUUUGUUUGCUCCAAAUGCCAUGCUUCAAUGGCAAGUCCAGAUCAGAUAUCAUACUGUCUUCAUACCUUUUGUGCAUCUUGCGCUGAGAAUAUGCGACAGACUAUGGCACUUGCAUGUCCAGUCUGUUAUCAACCGUUAACUGACAAUGGCCAGUUAGAUAAAGAAGCAAUGAAGAAAUUCAUCGACUUGUAUUCCUCAAGACACGAAAAGCCAUCUGUUAACAAUGCGAAGAUAAAUGAUUUCAAGACGAAGUGUAAGAGAUGGACACGGAAAAGUUUACAGCUUCUAUCAGUGCCACGGAUGAAAAACCAAGGUGCGCCAGACGCCACCGAUAGAGCUGUAACAGGGACGGUCUCUGGAACUUCAUACGAAGUGGGAAUAGCAACGACGUCUUCUAAGUUACUCGACAGUAUUUGUAUUAUAUAA